CGUGUGGCUGAUUGUCUGUGGGCUCCUGCUGCAGCAGAAACCUGUUCUUCAAGUUUCCCUUGAACAACAAGUUUAGUUUUUAGCACUGUACUUUUUACUUUUUGUGGUUAGCCCCCGGCUUAUGAGAACAUCCGGGUUCUGGUGUGACACAACGUAAGUUAGUGACCUAGGUGAUGUUUGAAGAAGGAACAAGGAAGCAAAUGAAAAUGAGAGACAUUGGUUUUUAGCUCUGUCUUACAGUGAGAUUUCACGAACGCAGCUUCGCAAAACAGAUGCCCAGUUGACUGUGAAGAUAAAUGACGAUGGCUAGAUACCGAACGAUGUUGGAAUUACUCCUCGGUGUCGGGAUCCUUUUUAAAGGGUGUGAUUCCGAUGUGAAGUGCAGGAACGAUGACGGAAAUGAGGUGGACUGGUAUAUUUUAUACAAAUUGCCCAAAGUGAAGAGUAACGGUUUGUGCUAUCUGUACAUGGAUGAGAGCACCAACGGAUGGCAAGUCAGCAAAAAACAAAUCAGCAGUACAUCUGGUGCUCUGGCAAACACCCUGAAACCUCUGCUUGACUUCUACGACAGAAAGACUGAAGGUUUUGGAUACAUGCUCUAUAAUGAUCAACCUCCAGAUCCCCCAGGUCCAAAAAGUGUCUCUGCAUCAUAUGGCCACAGUAAAGGAGUCGUGAUGUUGGACAGACGAACAGGAGUUUGGCUCUCACACAGUACGCCAAGAUUUCCAAAAUAUCGCAAUAAAAACUUCUGGCCAGAUAGUGGAAGCGUGAAUGGUCAAACUUUUAUGUGUGUGACUUACUCCUACAAUACAUUCAAGGACAUAGGAUUGCAGCUGAAGUACAUCCAUCCUUAUCCAUAUGAUUCUGACAUCCCAACAACCUUCCCCAAUGAGCUGCGAUGUGUUGAACAGCGAAAUCAAUGCUUCCCAAAGAAGGAACCGUGGUUUCGUGUGCAGGCGCUGACUUCAUGGAACGGACGCAAAUUCACCAGCUUUGCAAAAUACACACGUUUUGGGGACGAUCUUUACUCUGGACUCAUUGUGAACUCUUUGAAGAAUAAUCUGUAUGUCAAGAGUUGGGGGAAAAUGCGUACGGCCGGUCCUCUGCCUUCUAACUGCAGCUCCAGCAUCCCACAUAUUGUGUACAAUGUGGAGACCAUAAAGAUCCCAAAGCCGAAGAAAUCCUUUAACAAUACAUUAGAUCAUUCCAAGUGGUGCGUGACUCCUGAUGGUGACUGGACCUGCAUAGCCGAUACGAACAGGGAACAGAGUCAGAUGAAGAGAGGUGGAGGAGCAAUAUGCAUUGAAAAACGUACGGCUGCAAACACUUUCAGUUCCAUGGUAGAUUCGUAUGAACAAUGUGAACCUGCACCACGACGUCUUCGUGCUCAAACUAGAGAGCUUUAAAGUAACGACCCUUUAUGUUAAUGUAAGGAAAGGCGUGUCUACACAACCAGACCAAGAACCAAAACUGCAGCCCGGCAUUAAUUGCCAUGAACCCUUACGUACCCAGACUUAAACCUACCGUGAGCUUUACAUUAUAGUUGUUAAAUACA
Molecule: messenger RNA, 1555 nt
Organism: Gasterosteus aculeatus aculeatus (three-spined stickleback)
Lineage: Eukaryota; Metazoa; Chordata; Actinopteri; Perciformes; Gasterosteidae
Product: deoxyribonuclease-2-alpha
Biological process (GO): apoptotic DNA fragmentation
Molecular function (GO): deoxyribonuclease II activity
Source: RefSeq, a predicted model, not a curated record